UGUCUUUCGCACUACUAUUUCUACCAGACUGUGCAAGCGUUGUCAGCACCAAGGGUGGAAUUCCACCUGGCGGGCGAACACCUUUGAGCUUUAAGCAUGGACGCGUUAAAAUCAGCCGGAAGAGCAAUAAAAAAAAGUCCAGGAGUUCCACGGCACACAUGGGGAACCUCCAAGCACGAAAAGCUUCCAGAGAACUGGACGGACACUAAGGAAACCUUGUUGGAGGGCAUGGUAUUCAACGUGAAGUACCUGGGCAUGACGCUGGUGGGCCAGCCUAAAGGAGAGGAUAUGGCAGCUGCUGCCAUCCGGAGAAUUGUCACCACGGCUCGUGCCAGUGCAAAGAAGUUCCGGAAGGUGACCCUGACUGUAUCUCCUAAAGGAAUCAUCAUUACGGACACAGAGACCAGUGACCUCAUUGAGGAUGUGUCUAUUUACAGAAUCUCCUACUGCACAGCUGAUAAAGCUCAGGAUAAGGUAUUUGCCUACGUCUCACAGAGUCAGUUCAGUGAAACCCUGGAGUGCCAUGCCUUCCUCUGUCAAAAGAAGAAAAUUGCCCAGGCAGUCACCCUUACGGUAGCACAGGCUUUUAAAGUGGCUCUCGACCUCUGGGAAAUUGCACAAGAAGAUAAAAGUAAAAAGGCUCGCACAUGCUGCUCCUGUUCAGGAAGUGACCCUCAGGGGGAAAGCAAACCUCACUGUGUCUCAGAGGCUGAAGAGGCCCAGGCUUUGAUGGCGCACAAGCUGAAGAAGCCCUUCUUUCUCUCAUCUCUCUAUUCUCCGUCCCCGCACAGCAACCCUGCCAGGAGACGGCCGCUCAAACACGACUCCUGGGACACAGAAGAUGGCCUCGAUGACACAUUCUCAAGGUGUGCUACCAGCAGUGUCCAGACGGUGUUUGAGGAUACAGCUGAAUCCACUGCAAGAGGAUCUCAUAUGUCGCAGCAAUGA
Messenger RNA from Electrophorus electricus (electric eel), 948 nucleotides. Its product is annotated as low density lipoprotein receptor adapter protein 1. Lineage: Eukaryota; Metazoa; Chordata; Actinopteri; Gymnotiformes; Gymnotidae. The record is from RefSeq and is a predicted model, not a curated record.